GAGUCGAUGAAGCACGUAUAUCCAUACUUGGGAUUCAUUCCCCAGCAACCUCGGAGUCUGCUGCAACCUCCCAACCGUCGCCAUCCCCGCUUGAGACCCUGAUCUCACUCGGGAACGUAUCUCCCGAGGCCUCAGCGGGCCGCCGGAAGAACCCCAUGAACAUGAAUCUGGACGACGAAGAGAAGAAACUCUUGUCAGGCCUUGUAAAUGUCUCUGACAUACACACAACCUUUGAUGAUGUAAUUGCGCCGCCUGACGUUCGAGAUUCGCUGGUCGCGUUGACAACUCUUUCUCUUCAACAUCCCAGAGCCUUCUCUUACGGAGUACUGGCUCGCGAACGUAUACAUGGCGCACUGCUGUACGGACCCCCAGGAACAGGCAAAACACUAAUGGCAAAGGCCCUCGCCAAGGGGAGCGGAGCAAACAUGUUGGAAAUAUCUGCGGCCUCGAUCAACGAUAUGUGGGUAGGAAACAGCGAGAAGAAUGUUCGCGCUGUCUUCUCCCUCGCCCGGAAGAUGUCGCCAAUGGUAGUGUUUCUCGACGAGGCCGACUCCCUCCUAGGCUCACGGGCAAGACAGCCAAACAGAGGUGGUUACAGGGAGACUAUCAACCAGUUCCUGCGGGAAUGGGAUGGGCUCACAAACUCGAUCAAUACGCAGCAAAUUUUCAUCCUUGUGUCAACAAACAGGCCACAAGACAUGGAUGAGGCCGUCCUCCGGCGACUGCCGAGGAGGAUAUUGGUAGAUUUGCCUCUCAAGGACUCGAGACUUGCCAUCCUACAGUCUCUCCUCCGUGACGAGGCCCUUGACGACUCAGUGUCGCUGGACAAGCUAGCGACCGAUACGGAGCUGUACAGCGGCUCUGAUCUUAAAAACCUGGCGGUAGCUGCGGCAAUGGAGGCGGCAAAGGAGGAGCUCGCUGCUAAGAACAACCACACCGGACCGGACCCCUACACGUUUCCAGAGAAGCGUGUGUUAACGAAGCGGCACUUUGACAAGGCCGUCAAGGACAUCACCGCCAGCAUCUCGGAAGACAUGCAGAGCUUGAAAGCCCUGCGGAAGUUUGAUGAGCAGUAUGGCGAUGCGAGGCGGAAGAAGAAGAAGAGUCACAUUGGGUUCGAGGUGGUACCAAGUGUGGUCAGCUCAGAGACGGCCCGAGUGAGAACUAGAUGACGAGGGACAAUCCACACACAAACAAAUAUACUUGAAAGACCAAGACUAGAGAUGGAACGAAAUAAAAAUUCAGCAUCCCCAG
Messenger RNA from Cryphonectria parasitica EP155, 1254 nucleotides. Its product is annotated as AAA-domain-containing protein. The coding region runs from base 156 to 1172 and encodes 338 amino acids. The record is from RefSeq and is a predicted model, not a curated record. The transcript is spliced from 2 exons. Gene Ontology annotation, molecular function: ATP hydrolysis activity; ATP binding. Gene Ontology annotation, cellular component: mitochondrial outer membrane. Lineage: Eukaryota; Fungi; Ascomycota; Sordariomycetes; Diaporthales; Cryphonectriaceae.